Girardinichthys multiradiatus is the source of this 2579-nucleotide messenger RNA. RefSeq names its product adenylosuccinate synthase 1 (gene adss1). The transcript is spliced from 13 exons. Gene Ontology annotation, biological process: 'de novo' AMP biosynthetic process; IMP metabolic process. The record is from RefSeq and is a predicted model, not a curated record. Lineage: Eukaryota; Metazoa; Chordata; Actinopteri; Cyprinodontiformes; Goodeidae. Bases 59 to 1429 code for a protein of 456 amino acids. Gene Ontology annotation, molecular function: adenylosuccinate synthase activity; GTP binding. Gene Ontology annotation, cellular component: cytoplasm.
GCCUCUCCUGGAGACAGUUUAGUCUUCUUGAGACGGAAAGGCUAAAGCAAGCGCCGUCAUGUCCCUGAACUGGUCGUCCAAAGAGCCAAAAACACAAAACCAGCCCGUAGCGGGUGGACAGAAGAGAACGCGCAACGACGCGGGGAACAAGGUGAUGGUGGUGCUCGGUGCGCAGUGGGGGGACGAAGGAAAAGGGAAAGUUGUCGACCUUUUGGCCACCGAAGCUGACAUUAUCUGCAGAUGUCAGGGAGGCAACAAUGCAGGACAUACAGUGGUAGUUGAUGGCAAAGAGUAUGAUUUUCACCUUCUCCCCAGUGGAAUCAUAAAUACCAAAGGCAUUUCACUCAUCGGUAAUGGAGUGGUCAUACAUCUACCUGGACUGUUUGAGGAGGGAGAUAAAAAUGAAAAGAAAGGUCUGAAAGGUUGGGAGAAGAGACUGAUUGUUUCAGACAGAGCUCACCUUGUCUUUGAUUUCCACCAAGUUGUUGAUGGGUUGCAGGAGACGGAAAGACAAGCACAGGAAGGAAAGAACAUUGGUACAACAAAGAAGGGCAUUGGUCCAGCAUACUCCAGCAAAGCUUCUCGCAUUGGCCUGCGUGUAUGUGACCUUUUGGGUGACAUUAAUGACUUCUCCACCAGAUUUAAGAAUCUCAUCCAUCAUUAUCAGUCCAUGUAUCCAUCCUUGAAGGUCGAUAUUGAUGACCAGCUAAAAAAACUGAAGGAUUUUGCAGAGCGAUUGCGCCCGAUGGUCAGAGAUGGGGUCUAUUACAUGUAUGAAGCUCUUCAUGGACCUCCAAAGAAGAUUCUGGUUGAAGGGGCUAAUGCUGCUCUGCUUGACAUUGACUUCGGCACGUAUCCUUUUGUGACUUCAUCAAACUGCACCGUGGGAGGGGUGUGCACUGGACUCGGCAUUCCUCCGCUCAAUAUUGGGGAUGUGUUUGGUGUAUCCAAGGCCUACACCACCAGAGUGGGAAUUGGAGCUUUUCCCACAGAACAACUAAAUGCAGUUGGAGAGCUACUUCAGACAAGAGGUCAUGAAGUUGGCGUGACCACAGGAAGGAAGCGGCGCUGUGGCUGGUUGGAUCUUGUCAUUCUCAAAUACGCUCACAUGAUUAAUGGCUUUACUGCCAUUGCUUUGACAAAACUUGAUAUUCUGGAUGUGCUUGAUGAAAUUAAAGUCGGAGUUGCCUAUAAACAUAACGGGAAGAGAAUCCCUCAUUUCCCAGCCAAUAUGGAUAUUUUGCACAAAGUGGAGGUAGAGUAUGAGACCUUCCCGGGUUGGAAGACAGACACUUCUGCAGCCAGGAAGUGGAAUGAUCUUCCUGUCAAGGCACAGAACUACAUUCGUUUCAUUGAGAACCACAUUGGAGUUCCCAUCAAGUGGGUUGGUGUUGGAAAGUCCAGAGAGUGUAUGAUCCAGAUGUUCUAAACAGCUCCCUGAAAAAGACUGGGACAAUGGGGCAUGUUUUAUCCACAAAAAAAUGUUCUCCCUGAAAAAAAUACAAAAACAUAUGUAUACAACUACUGAGAUGUGUUGAUUAAGUGUCUUCUGGGGCAGUCAAACAUAGUAUACCCAGUUUCUGAAGGUCCUAUGAUGAACAGUAAUAUACAGCUGCAUUUUAUGUACAUUUUAUGUGAUAGACCAGUACAAAGGACUGCAUAAAUAUGCAAAUCUUGUAGGGUAUGACUCUACCAGCUUUGCACAUCUAGAGUGAUAUUUUUGCCUAUUCUUUUGUGAAAAUAGUCCAAGUUCAGCCAAAGUGUACGGACAGCACUGUGAACAGAUAUUUUCAAGCCCUGACACACUGAUUCUUAAUUGACCUUGGGUCUGGACUUGGACUAGGCCGUUCUAAUCCAUACAUUUGCUUUGAGACAUACAUUGUAAACAUUUCGUUGUGGCUCUGGCUGUAUGUUUAUGGUUGUUGCCCCACUGAAAGAGGAGCCUCCUCCCCAGUCUAAGUCUUCUCCGAUGGGCAAGGUGUUCUACCUUGCCUGUCUUGUCAAUAUAGCUAGAUGGUCAUGUCUUGGCAGAUUUGCAGUUCUUCCAUACACUUUCCAUAUACACAUGAUAGACUGAACAACGCUCCAUGAAAUUUCCAAGGCUUGAUAAAUUGCAUUAUAAUCUCAGCCUACUUUGAACUUCACCACAACCUUUUCUCAGUUGUCUAAUGUGUUCCUUGGACUUCAUGGUGUUGUUUGUUUGCUAACAAACCUCUGAAGUCAGAUUUCUAUUUAUAUUGAAAAGAAAUUACAAACAGGUGGUCUCUAUUCACUAGUUUGAUGUCUUUUGAAGGCUUGAUUGGUGGCAUUAGAUUUUAUUCAGAUGUAUCAGAGUAAAGAGGGAUUAUAACAAAUAUGUACCACUUUUGUCAGAAUUCUAUUUGCAAAACAUUUUGAAAACCAUACUUCGUUGUCCUCCAACUUAAUAACUGUACCCUAUUUUGAUUGGUAUAUCACAUUAAAUUCAAAUAAAACUAUGAGGAGAUGUUCAUGUUCAAGGGGUGUCAGUCCUGUAAUACACUCUAACUGUUAUUUGUUAUUAUAAGAAAUACAAAUAAAUAAAAUAUAUACCAGUUGUA